AGAAAAGUUUUCAACAUUAAUGAAAAGUGAUGCAGUAAGCAGCUACAAAUUUAACUGCAGAGAUCUCCUUGGCGGCUCCACCCUAUAAAAAGUAGUUGGAUGAUCCUGCAUGGUUGCUUCUCCUCCAUUCCUUUGGAACCAUGAUGACCCAACCAUCAGCAGCACCAUUCAAAGUAAUCCAAGUUUGUUCAGUUGCACCGCUUGAGGCACCAAAAACAAACCCUUCCACCACCGUGGCUCCAACCUCUCUCACGCUUACCUUCUUCGACCUCUUAUGGCUCCGCUUCCCAGCCGCCCAAUGUCUCUUCUUCUACUCCUUCCCACACCCAACCUCUUCAUUCCACAACUCCCUUCUCCCCUCUCUCAAACACUCUCUUUCUCUCACUCUCCAACACUUCCUCCCUUUCGCUGGCACCAUCACAUGGCCCCACAACUCACCCUCACCCAUUAUCUCCUACGUCCCCGGCAACACUGUUCCCCUCACAAUCGCCCAAUCCAACGCUGACUUCGAUACUCUCUCUUCCAACCUCUGUGAAGCACCCGAACGACACCGUUUCGUACCCCAGUUGACAACUUCCCAUGAACAAGCUUCAGUCUUGGCACUUCAGGUCACAGUGUUCCCAAACACUGGCUUCUGCAUUGGAAUAACCACACACCAUGCAGCUUUCGAUGGAAAAUCUUCAAUCAUGUUCAUCAAAUCAUGGGCAUACAUAUGCUCUAAUCUUCAACACCCUACACCUUCACCGACCCUAUCGUUACCUCAGCAUCUCACACCUUUCUUUGACAGAUCCGUGAUAAGAGACCCUUCUGGACUAAGUGAAGCGUACGUGGCCACGUGGAUGCAUCACGGUGGUCCCAAUAAUCGAAGUCUCAAGGUGUGGGAGUCCAUUAUCACGACGUCAAACGAUGGAGUCAAAGGUUUGUUUGAGUUAACCCCCUCACAGAUUCUAAAGCUCAAGCAACAUGCACAGUGUAAGAUGAAAGUGGGUGUUCAGUUGUCAACGUUUUCUGUUACGAGUGCUUAUGUGUUGACGUGUUUGCUCAGAGCUAAACAGCCAGCGGAAGAUAAUGUGUCUUUCGUAUUUGCUGCGGACUGUAGAUCGCGCUUGGACCCUCCAAUUCCUGGAACGUAUUUUGGAAACUGCGUUGCGUCCAAAAGGGUUAGGGCGGUGACAAAGAAGUUGGUGGGAAACGAUGGGUUUGUUAGUGCUUUGGAGGGGAUAGGUGAGGUUUUGAAUAGUGUGAAGGAUGGUGGAGUGCUAAGUGGAGCAGAAUGUUGGGUUUCGGAAAUGCAUGAAAAAGUGGACGGAAGAAUGUUCCCUUGUGCUGGAUCGCCGCGGUUUGAGGUUUAUAGUACUGAUUUUGGGUGGGGAAGGCCUAAGAAAGUGGAUAUAACUUCCACAGACACAACAGGAGCAUUUUCUUUUAGUCAGAGUAGGGAUGACAGUGGAGGAGUUGAGAUUGGACUGAUGUUAGAUAAACGUGAGAUGGAAGAUUUUACUACCUUUUUUGUACAAGGACUUGAAUCCCUUUAAGGUUGAAACUUCACUAUUUUGAGGCAACUGUAAUUCGAUCGCCCUAUAUUUAAAUUGUUGUGUGACAUUUGUGAGAUCUAAGAGGAAAUUGAGAGCAUUAGCUUCCUACCUCUCCUAAAAAUUUGUGUCAUCAAACUGCAAGCAUCUACUGACAAUGCUUUGCAGGUACCUUUGGGAGAUUCAUAUUUUAUUUGCUGGUUAUGAUUUCAUAACAGUUUGCUUUUGUUGUGUACAAUUUGUCUCGUUAAGAUUCCUUGAAGUAUUGUUUUAGAUGUGUCGUUUUCUUAA
Molecule: messenger RNA, 1823 nt
Organism: Cajanus cajan (pigeon pea)
Lineage: Eukaryota; Viridiplantae; Streptophyta; Magnoliopsida; Fabales; Fabaceae
Source: RefSeq, a predicted model, not a curated record